This is a messenger RNA of Truncatella angustata, 444 nucleotides long. RefSeq lists its product as uncharacterized. NCBI's taxonomy places the organism in Eukaryota, Fungi, Ascomycota, Sordariomycetes, Amphisphaeriales, Sporocadaceae. The record is from RefSeq and is a predicted model, not a curated record. The transcript has a single exon. The coding region runs from base 81 to 311 and encodes 76 amino acids.
ACUUGCUUGAACUCAAUUCAUUAGGCGAUGCCGGCCGGCAAGACCGAAGCGACUUAUCGUUGUAAGUAUGGAUAGUGUCCAUGCCGAUCACCGUUGGGUUUCUAGUUAUCCUAUCGCUCGUUGAUAUACAAGCAGUCGAAAAGCUACUUUUCGACGUGGUGAUGGUUGAGAGGUCGAUGAAGGCGCCCAAUAUCCUUCGGGUAGCAAUCAAGGCCGGGAAUAGGAUCACGUCACAAAAAGCGUCCGGGAACAGUCCGAGAACACAACUCCUGGACAAUUUCCAGCCGUUUAGUUGUUUGCAGUCCAUGUGAGUAUAUAGUGUGUAUCAUUAUGAUUGCCACGACUUAGAUUGAUAGCAUGAUGGGUGACUUCUUUGGCGGUCAAAUAUGUAAGUGGCCUGGCUCUUGCUUGCAUGUCGGCCCUUUAACUGCUUCCGCGAUAUGC